Molecule: messenger RNA, 221 nt
Organism: Amoebophrya sp. A120
Lineage: Eukaryota; Dinophyceae; Syndiniales; Amoebophryaceae
Source: the annotation of a GenBank genome assembly
GUCUACCAAGUGGGGUGGGAAGCAGAAUUGGCAGUACCAAGCCAUGCAGGUGAGGCAGCAGACCUUCAAACAGGUGAAGCCGCACGCGUACAGAACUAGUUUAGCGCCACGGUUCUACGGGAACAAUUCCUUCACGGAACAAGCGAUUAGAAAUGAGCAGGAGAUACAAGGACUGGCGAAUUAUGCCACUGGUGCUGGAACCAUGCAAGUUUCUGCUGGGC